This is a messenger RNA of Paramuricea clavata, 567 nucleotides long. The record is from the annotation of a GenBank genome assembly. Lineage: Eukaryota; Metazoa; Cnidaria; Anthozoa; Malacalcyonacea; Plexauridae.
AUUUGUUUGCCUGCUCCAGUUUUUUCUGGGGGCUUGUACAUCACAGACAUGACAAAAUCCGACCUAAAUGCUUUUUUGAAAAUGUUUUAUACAUCUGCGAGGCAAGUUGACGGCUCGUAUUACAAGAAAAACACAAUGAAAAGUAUCCGAGCAGCAGUUGACAGAUUCUUGAGAAGUCCUCCAAACAACAAGCCUUUCGCCAUCCUUGGCGACCCUGCUUUUACCGAAGCAAACUCCGUGUUGGAUGCACUCGUUAAAGAACUCAGGAAAACAGGCGCAAUUGCUGGUUUGGUCCACAAAAAGCCAAUAACACUAAAGCAAAUUAAGAUGCUGUUUCACAAAUAUGACGAAUUAGGUUCAGCCGAUAGUAAUGACCCAGCACAGUUGCUUCGUACCGUUUGGUUUUAUUUCGGGUUUUACAUGCGACGUCGAGGAAGAGUAAAGCCUAGACAACAUAAGCCCAACAUGCUGGUUUUAAGAGCAAUAGCCGCUGAUAAAACGUAUUUGAACUCAACCGGAAAGUCGCAGGUUCAAUUCCCUCGACCAAGAAUCAGCAAGGCGGUUUAG